AUGAACGCCGCGCAGACGGGAAUCGAGAACCUCGACCUCGAGAAGCUCAACGACAAAGAUAAGACGGAGCUGCGCCAGUUUUUGGCGAAUGAGCAGCAGCGGUCACAGAUUCAAGCCCAAACACACAACCUGACGCAGAUUUGCUGGAAAAAGUGCGUCACGGGGAACAUCAAGGGGGCGAAGCUGGACAAGGGCGAGGAGGGGUGCCUGGCGAACUGCGUGGACCGGUUUCUGGAUAUCAAUUUCUUGACGAUGAAGCAUUUGAACAACAUGCGGUCAUGA
This is a messenger RNA of Trichoderma citrinoviride, 282 nucleotides long. RefSeq lists its product as hypothetical. The coding region runs from base 1 to 282 and encodes 93 amino acids. The record is from RefSeq and is a predicted model, not a curated record. Lineage: Eukaryota; Fungi; Ascomycota; Sordariomycetes; Hypocreales; Hypocreaceae. The transcript has 2 exons.